AUCCAAUUGGAUUUCGCUAAAAGUUGCAACACGCUCUCCUGAGCCGUCAUCGCAAAAAACUAAUCAAAAAUGGCUGGAGGAAUCACCGACAUCAAGAAGCUCGAGUACGAAAUCUACAAAUAUUCCAGUUACUCGUCGUCCUAUCUGCCCGAGAACAUUCGCGAGGAUAAUCCCACCAACCAAACGUCCCGAUGGUCUUCGAACACCAACAGUCCGCCGCAGUUUCUGGUGCUGAAGCUGGAACGGCCGGCCAUCGUGACCAAAAUCAAGUUCGGAAAGUACGAAAAGACGCACGUAUGCAAUCUUCGCAAGUUCAAGGUCCUGGGCGGUCUGGAAGAGGAACGGAUGAUGCUCCUGUUUGAGGGUGGUUUGAAGAACGACUCGUUGCCGGAAACGUUCAGCCUGAAGCACCGAACCAACUCAGGGGAGCUGAUGCCGAUCAAGUUCAUCCAAAUCGUACCGCUGCUCUCGUGGGGGCCGAGCUUCAACUUUUGCAUUUGGUACGUCGAGCUCCUUGGCAUCGAAGAUUCCAUAUUCAUCCUGUCGAACCUGCGCAAGUACAACAUGCUGCGGGAAGUCGAAAUCGUGCGGUUGUUCAUGAAACACUGCCGGCAGCAGGGCUAUGUGAAGGCGUUCAGCUCGCUGCAGGAGGAAACCGGUGUUCGUUUGGAGGAUGACAAAAUGACCGAACUGCACGAGAUUUUGGUCAACAAGGGCGACUUCAAGAAGACUGAGGAAAUAUUGGUCGAUUUUAUUAACAAUGGCCUUAUGGACGAUUACCUCUUGAAGCAGGAAUACAAGCCGCACUGGAAUUUGCAACUGACGCCGGAGCAUGAACCGCGCCCUGGUCGUCGUGGAGGACACCAGCUGAUCAUAGAUCCACUCACCAGUACGGUGUAUCUCUACGGUGGCUGGGAUGGGAGUGAGGAUUUGAGUGAUUUGUGGUCGUACGACGUCAAAAGCAACCAAUGGAUGUUGAUUCACGAAAAGUCAGAACUGCUGGAUGGACCAUCGCCACGAGCAUGUCAUAAGAUGGUGUACGAUACGAAAAAUUCGCAAAUUUUCAUGAUUGGACGAUACCUGGACAGCGCUUCCCGAACCGAGGAAAACAUCAAUAGCGAUUUCUAUCUGUACAAUACCGUAAGCAAAAGUUGGUUCAUGAUCUGCAACGAUACGGCUCAGGUUGGAGGACCCCAGUUGGUGUACGAUCACCAGAUGUGCAUUGAUGUUGACAAGCAGACCAUUUAUGUGUUUGGUGGUCGAAUAUUGGAGCCAAAAUAUUCUUUCACUUUUAGGAACGAAGAGGAAACGACUGGAGAUUACAAGUAUUCCGGGUUGUUUUCGUACCAUAUCAGUACCAAUACGUGGAACCAUAUCUUGGUGGAUUGUGGUCAUCCGUCGGCUGCCAGCCCACAUGUGCAAAGCAUCAAAUCGCGGGUGACCCAUUCGAUGCUGUUUCAUCAUAAGCAUCGUAAAUUGUACAUUUUUGGAGGCCAGCGGGGCAAAGAUUACAUGACGGAUUUCCUCAUCUAUGAUGUCGACAGUAACGAGCUUUCUAACAUGACCCCGGAAAACGUCGGGACGGACUCAAAGAACGUUCCCCAGUCGGGAUUCACCCAACGGGCCACGAUUGACUGCGACAAGGAUGAAAUCUAUGUGCUGACUAGUUUGAGCAAAGAAAAAGAACGACGGGAUCUAAACAUCAACUCUUGCUGGCUAUUUUCGCUAGCCAAGCGGGAAUGGUGCUGCAUUUAUAAGAGUGAUCACUCUAUCGGCGAAAACUGUUACCUGAAGAACCAGAAUGCAUGUCCAGAGCCGUGUCCCCGAUACGCACAUCAAAUCGUGUACGAUCAGGCCAACCAGGUACACUUUUUGUUCGGGGGCAAUCCAGGAAUGAACUCUCACUUCAGACUUGACGACUUCUGGAUGCUGCGACUGGAGAAACCAACUAGGGACAAUAUACUGCGCUACUGCAAAUACCUGUUGAGAAAACAAGAGUACGAAGAGAUAGCAAAGUCCAACCCACUUUCGGCAAUCUCCUAUCUCCAAACGAAAUUAUACGAUAUCAUCGACCACAACGAUCCGACACAGCUCAAAGAAUUCCACAAAUUGGCUUCUUUGCUGUUUAAAUCGGAAAGCACAGACUGUGGAACGGAGCCAACUAGUUUACUGACCUGCCCUCGCGCUGGCAGCCUUAAACCCAACUCCCAAAAGCACCCAAACGAGCAUGAACCACACGAGGAAAGUGCCAAAAUGAUGCGCGUUGAAUCGCCAAAAUGCACAGACGAGGCGGACGGGUCUAGCAUUAGCUCUCUGAGCAGCGAAUGCUCCACCUCACACACGACUCGAGCAAUUCCGUCAACUUCGUCUUCGACCAGCUCGUUCUCAUCACGCACCCGUAAGGUAAAUGAUCAUACAUUUGAGCUCAAAAUACGUCGUUGUUUGCUCUACAACAAACUAGUCGACUUACUUCCGGAAAGUCUCUGCCAGCCAAAGAAAAAUAUUAGCGACUUUGUGCUUCUUUAAUACUCGACCUGAGUCCUGCCUUCAGGAUCUUUCCGUUACAAAAAAAACGUACAGUUCUUCCUUUUCGCUAGCUCCUUUUAAUUAUAUUCCCAGUACAUGAAAAACAAAAAAAAACAGAACGAAGCAAACCGGCAUUGGAAGCAAACGCAUCUCAAUCGAUGUGAUUUGAUGACCCUUUUUCGGAUACAGACUGCUGAUCGAACGGAUUUAAAACGAGGAAACGGAAAUGUGAUAUUAAUCCCGGCGCUGGAAUUAAAACCUUCUUACUGUUUGGUAAUGCAUGUUGCGCGCAACCUUACCUUCUUUAGCAAUGUUCUGCUCUUUAUCCCUAAAAACGGAAAUCGAUAUGAAAUGACGCUUGACACGCUGCACCAAAACUAGCAUCUCUUUGGAACCGAACGCAGUCAAAUCUUAACAAGCUUUUCGCCCUAUUCUCAAGAACCAAAAGCUAAACUCAAACCCCUAAGUUAUUUACGGUACAGAAAGAGACAAUCACAAUUUCACAAACAGUAAGUCGAAACGUACAUGACAGCGUGACGCAGUGACGAAAAAAAACCAGACAGACAUUAAACCCCACAUCAAACGACCGCUCACGCGUUAGUGUUACAUUUUUCGUUUCGCUAGCAGAUAUCAGACACAAUGAUGAUGAUGAUGAGUGAAUCAUAACAAUUCCAAAAUAUUCAAACCUACAUUUUUAAGCGUAACCCGAAGAAGCUAUCUUGUGUUGAUUUUUUUGUGUAUACAUUUAAAAUUAUGUUUGAUUGUUUGUCUCUCCGCGACUUUAAAAAUUGUAAUUAUAAGCUUUAGCAGUGUUUUUAUCAUUUCUUAUUUUACCGGACUCGAAUAAGUGUUAUUUGUUAAAAUAU
Molecule: messenger RNA, 3392 nt
Organism: Uranotaenia lowii
Lineage: Eukaryota; Metazoa; Arthropoda; Insecta; Diptera; Culicidae
Gene: muskelin
Product: muskelin
Exons: 6
Coding region: 70-2526 (818 amino acids)
Cellular component (GO): cytoplasm
Molecular function (GO): protein binding
Source: RefSeq, a predicted model, not a curated record